AUGGAAUACAAAAUAGGCACCCGUCGACCAAAUCCAUUGGAGAAGAAGAGGAGAGAGAGGCACAUGAAGCUCAUGGCCGAGAGGCGGCAACGGCAACUUGAAGUAAUGCAAGUGCCCUUCCUCAACGAAGUGAUCAUGGACCCUGGGUGUCCCCCUAGCUGCACCAAGGAAGACUUCAAAAGGCCGCGGUUGCGAAAGUUCCCUUUCGAUAUAGACUCUAUAUCAUUCAUCGGACGGCUCCAAUCUGGUGGCGAUGUCAGAACUGGCGAAGGUCUCGGCGGCGGCCUUGACGGAUAUAAUUGGAAAAUUCGGGUCGGAAAUGCCGGUCUGACAUAUGUCUUGAAGCUUUUUUGGGAGACAGAGCCCGACCCUCCCUUUUAUUUUGCUGCUCAGAGAGAAUGUCAAAAUGCUGCUCUGUUGCAGCAGAUUGAAGCGGCAGUGUCGGAUGCAGCCAAGGCGGACAAUCAGCAUGGACCGAUUCUGCUCGAUCCGGACCCCAAAUCUCAGCGUGAUGCCGACAAAAACUUGCUUGCCUUUUCUGACGAGGCUCGUCAGCGGAAAAUCGGGGUAGAGUCAGCAGAUUUGCUACAUUUUUCUGCCGACAAUAUACCUCGGCUGAGAAAGUGCUACGGGUGGCUACAAUUUACGGGAGAACAACUGUACAAGCAUUUGCCCUGGAAGUUACACCCACCGUAUAUUGAAGUUGAUAAGAUGGUUCGAUCGAUUGACAAGACGAAAAACUACACAGCGGUUGUUUAUGAGUUUGUGGAAGAAGCUGACAACGACCCUAACGUAGUGAAGUCGGUGUUGGAAUUCCUCUGGCGUGUUGGAUUCAGCCAUUGUCUGUCGCCAAGAAAGGCAAACUGGAAAUCAAGCGUAUUAGUCGACCUCUCGGAUAUCGUUGGCCCCAGAACCUUCGGAUGGGUUGGUGCAAGAUACGGUCCGUUCGGACCAGAGCACGUGCUGCGAUAG
Pochonia chlamydosporia 170 is the source of this 972-nucleotide messenger RNA. RefSeq lists its product as hypothetical. NCBI's taxonomy places the organism in Eukaryota, Fungi, Ascomycota, Sordariomycetes, Hypocreales, Clavicipitaceae. Bases 1 to 972 code for a protein of 323 amino acids. The record is from RefSeq and is a predicted model, not a curated record. The transcript is spliced from 2 exons.